This is a messenger RNA of Daphnia pulicaria, 891 nucleotides long. RefSeq lists its product as uncharacterized. The coding region runs from base 1 to 891 and encodes 296 amino acids. The record is from RefSeq and is a predicted model, not a curated record. The transcript has 3 exons. Gene Ontology annotation, biological process: DNA integration. Gene Ontology annotation, molecular function: nucleic acid binding. NCBI's taxonomy places the organism in Eukaryota, Metazoa, Arthropoda, Branchiopoda, Diplostraca, Daphniidae.
AUGUACGCGUCCCAGGCGAUCCCAGAUUUCAUGAAAAGGGUCAGCAUCAAAUGGACCUUCCAACCGCCUCGGACACCUCAUUUUGGAGGCGCCCACGAAUCGCUGGUCCGUUCCACCAAGAAGGCGUUGUACAACGCCUUGGAAGAAAAGAACAGUUUCCGUCACCCGACUGAAGAUUUGCUCAGAAAAUUAUUGUAUGAAGUAGCCGGACUGCUGAAUACCCGACCGUUGACUUAUGCCAGUUCCGAUCCGGCGGAUUUCCGCCCGUUAACGCCGAACGAUUUUCUAAAUCGGCCGCUAACUGCAUAUCCACCAGCUGGAUCAUUUGAUGACGCCUCCCCGCGAGAACACUAUCGCUAUCUUCAACGAGUUCUGAAUCUCUUCUGGGAUAUGUGGAAAACGGUGUAUCUGCAGUCGUUGGCAUCCCGAAAGAAGUGGAAGGUGAGGGAGAGUCCGAACCUGGAGGUGGGCGAUAUCGUCCUCGAAGUCAACAAGGGAUUUGGACGUGGUGAAUGGAGCAUCGGCCACGUCGCAAAGGUCUACACAGGUGCAGAUGGAUGUGUCCGAGCCGUUGACGUUCAACUCCCAACGGGAAUCUUCCGCCGCGGGAUUACAGAAUUAUGCCUGUUGGAAUCCAUCUCGUCCGUCAAAACGGACUCGGGGGAGGAUGGAUCGCCGAAAUCCGUUCAAUUUUCAGUUACUGUUUUAGUAGUUCUGAUAGAAAUGGCAGAAGCCCCAUUAGAACACUUUUUAUCUUCUAUUCAAAAAUUGACUUUUUCUUCUUUUGAAGAAAUUAUUGUACUUAAAGAUAAGUUACGAGAUGAAUAUUUCUAUCCUUUACGCAUGGAGUCCAGAACAGUCGAAGCACAUAACGAAAAGGUGCCGCUAUAA